AUGCAUGUCUCACCGUCAGAUCAAUCGUCUGGCCCCUCUGUCUCCAUCGAUUCCGCUUCAGAGGCGGGCCCGUCGUCCCUUCUCUUGGAUAAACUCGGUCGCUCUAAUGGUCUUACCAACGGAAAUAGCUUCACCGCGUCUAUGACGAACGGCUCCACCAAAUGUUCGUUAAUGGGCAAUGGCGUACCGAAGCAUAGCUCCAUUGCACGUGUGUCAUUGCCGGGCACCACUCUCUACGAAGAUCCACAUGUUGACCGUGAAGAGUUCGUGAGAUUGGUUAUUCAAAGUCUCAGAGACGUGGGAUACACUGAAUCUGCUGCAACUCUUGAAGUGGAAUCUGGCUAUUCUCUAGAAGCACCGGAGGUAUCUGAAUUCCGUCAGUACGUUCUUAGCGCAGAAUGGCAGAAGGCAGAGGCGGUACUUCCACGUCUAGUGGCAGACGAUGACUCACUUUGGGAAGCACUCUUUCUUAUUGGAAAGCAGAAGUAUUUGGAACUCCUUGAGGCUCGGAAAAUCACAGCGGCUCUGCAGGUUCUGCGGGAGCGACUUGCCCCUUUGAGCGCCAAUUCAUCUGAACAAUUGCAUGCCUUGUCGAGUUUAAUUAUGUGUCCUGAUGCCCAAGAGCUUCGACGACGUGCACUUUGGGACGGGGCGUCAGCAGCUUCGCGGCAAGCUCUGCUUACGGACCUCCAAGAGUUUAUACCAUCCGCCACAAUGAUCCCCCAACGACGCUUCGCCACUCUACUCACCCAAGCGCGACAUUAUCAGCGAGAACGAUGCACUUAUCACAAUGCGCCAAUGAACCCUACCUCUUUUUCCUUAUUCUGCGAUCAUUACUGUGACAAGGAGGAUUUCCCUCGUGUAACUACUACCAUCCUUCACGCACACACAGAUGAGGUAUGGAACGUAGCAUGGAGUCACAAUGGCUUGCGUCUUGCUAGUGCAAGCAAAGACAAGACAGCUAUUAUUUGGCGGAUUGCAGUUAAUCACCCUCGCGAUCGCGAAUGUGUGGUAGAGUUCAUUCUUCGGGACCAUCCUUAUCCGGUCGGAGCUUUAGCAUGGUCACUGGAUGAUUCGAUACUCCUUACGUCUGCCGAUAACUUGAUACUGUUAUGGGAUACGAAGAGCGGGAAAUGCAUCACCACAUUGGACUCUCAUAUGGAGACCGUGUCGGUUUUGAUGUGGUUACCAGACGGCUCAGGAUUUAUGUCAGCAAGUUUGGAUCGGAAAGUGGUGACAUGGGAGGCAUCCGGGAAGCAGGUGGAUGAAUGGCCUGGUGUUCCCAUUCGAGUAACAGACAUGGCUGUUACUCCGGACAUGAAGAGGCUUGUUGUGAUUGGAAUGGACUAUCAGCCGACGGGACCCUCGUCUGAGGGCCUUCCUCCCUGGGGGGUUACCCGGGAAUCACCACCUGCUAGUGGCAUAGCGGCAGGCUCGAAUGCCCCUUCCUCAUCAGAAAAUUGUAUCGUCAUAUACGAUUUCAAGACGAAGGCUGCUGAACAAUCGAUUACAACUGAGGGGGAACUAACUAGUGUAAAGAUCUCCGGCGACUCACGAUUCGCACUGGUUAACCACGCUCCUGACGCGAUCCACCUAGUGGAUUUGAACGACGGUCAUAUGGCCCGCAAGUUCACAGGUCAACGACAGCGGCAACACGUCAUUCGGAGUUGCUUCGGAGGGGUGGAUGGCAAUUUUGUAGUUAGCGGGAGUGAAGACCGGGACGUUUAUGUUUGGCACCGGGACACUGGUGUCUUACUCGAAGUCCUCUCGGGGCAUGGCAACGGCAGUGUGAAUUGCGUUGCCUGGAAUCCCCAAAAUGAACGGAUGUUUGCUUCAUGUUCCGAUGAUUGCACCGUACGAAUAUGGGAGCCUCUUCCCUUACCCUCGGAGACUUCCGUCUCAGUCCCACCGUCAAUCACUGAUGUAACCAUGAACGGCAAGGGCAAAGGCCGGGUUUACUCCUCUUGGGACGAUGGUUCUGCCGACGGAGAGGCGCAAUCAUGAAGGAUUCUCCUGUUUUCACUCUACGGACAACCAGCAUAAGGUAAUCUUCCAAAUCUUUUUUUUUGUUAUUUGGCUCGAUUUCACAUACUGAACGCUUCAACUGUUUUCCAACACCCAAGUCACUGCAUGUCAUGCAUAUAGUAUAGAAUGUUACAAUAACAUCCUUAUGAGGAUUUCAAUCUGAGCUGUGGAGUUGGCAGCAACGCCCCGAACCUCAGGGGGAUGUCUUUACAUAGC
Pisolithus orientalis is the source of this 2241-nucleotide messenger RNA. RefSeq names its product WD40 repeat-like protein. Gene Ontology annotation, cellular component: GID complex. Gene Ontology annotation, molecular function: protein binding. The coding region runs from base 1 to 2004 and encodes 667 amino acids. NCBI's taxonomy places the organism in Eukaryota, Fungi, Basidiomycota, Agaricomycetes, Boletales, Pisolithaceae. The transcript has 11 exons. The record is from RefSeq and is a predicted model, not a curated record. Gene Ontology annotation, biological process: proteasome-mediated ubiquitin-dependent protein catabolic process.